AUGCACUCAUCCUGUUAUGCUUCUUUUACUGAAUGUCGGUUCAAUAACAUCCUGUAUUUUUAUUCUACGGCCAUUUCUUAUAAAAAGGCCUCUGGGGGCUCAGAUUGGAGUCUUAACACUCAGGUUUAUAAACACCUCUCAGACAGGCUGUUUAGGGGGGGGAAAAUUUAUGUAUGUGGAAAUAACAUGGCCUAUCCUUAUUUACCCACUAACUGGACUGGUUCAUGUGCCCCUGCAUUGCUCUUGCCAGACAUAGACAUAAUUCCAGGAGAUGAGCCUGUGCCUUUGCCUAGCUUUGACACAUUCGUUCCUAGGCACAAACGAGCGGUCCAGUUUAUUCCAUUGCUUAUUGGACUGGGUAUCUCAGGAGCCCUCGCUACGGGCUCAGCUGGUGUAGGAGUGGCAAUAGACACUUACAACAAAUUAUCUCAACAGUUAAUUAAUGAUGUAAAUAUGGUCUAUCGGUCUGUACAAGAUCUUCAGGACCAGGUAGACUCACUAGCCGAGGUUGUCUUACAGAAUAGACGGGGACUUGAUCUACUAACAGCAGACAAGGGAGGUAUCUGUUUAGCAUUACAGGAAAAAUGCUGUUUUUAUACCAACAAGUCCGGGAUCGUCAGAGAUCGGAUUAAAAAACACCAAGAGGAACUAGAAAAAAGGCGACAGGAGCUUUUUGCUAACCCCAUGUGGGGCAUGUGGAACGGAAUUCUGCCUUACCUUCUACCCCUUGUUGGGCCCCUGGUGUCCCUACUCUUAAUCCUAACAAUAGGCCCCUGCAUUUUCAACCGGUUGACUCAAUUCAUGCGAGAAAGGCUGUCAGCUGUCCAAACCUUAGUGCUGACUAGCCAAUACCAAGCCCUAGAAACAAGUGACCCUGAUAAUCUAUAAAGGAGGGAAAGAUGCCCCUCCAUAGUUACAAAGAAAAAGGGAGGAAUGAAAAAAAAAAAAUUAAAAAUUAUAAAAGUCAGGAGCCAUGAAGUCUCUCAGGCAGGUCGCGUACCGGUCAGGAAUUCCAACUCACUGAUAAGC
Molecule: messenger RNA, 1029 nt
Organism: Nannospalax galili (Upper Galilee mountains blind mole rat)
Lineage: Eukaryota; Metazoa; Chordata; Mammalia; Rodentia; Spalacidae
Product: syncytin-2-like
Exons: 2
Coding region: 1-888 (295 amino acids)
Source: RefSeq, a predicted model, not a curated record